GUGGCAGUUGUCAUUGUUUUGGUUGGCUCUCUGCAUGUGGCUCUCUGCGUGUGGCACAGCUUUGGUUUUGUUGCGACGAGAGGAAGAGGGAUGACUGAGGCCACGCUACGGCUGCUGGCGUCGACGACGCUCGUGCUGCUGGCUGUGCUGGUGACAACGACGCCAGCCUCGGUAGCUGCGCGAAGCGUGAUUGGCGACAUCACACCGGUCGCACGCAACUAUGUGCUUGCAAAUGAAGAGUUCUGCCAUGGCCAGCUGGUGAGCGUGUUCAAGUUUCCACACCUCUUUGCCCAGAUUGGUUACACUUACGGAGGAGAUGGUCGCAACUUCUUUCGGCUGCCUGACUUGCGUGGCUCCACAGUGCUGUCUGCAAACGAGACGUCGAGCAUUGGGACCACACGCAAUGAGGACGACGCGUCUGCGCUGCUGAUGAUCAAACACCUUCCCCAGCACAAGACGCUCACCACGCCGCUGCAAGCUGCGGCGGCCAAUGAGCCCACCACGGGCCUGGCAACGUGCACCAGCGCUGACACAGGCUGCGUGGACGUGUAUCCCUCCAUGCUGGUGGGCAGCAGCACAGAGAAGACGGUGAACGGCGUGCGUGCUCCUGGUGUUGCAAUGCACUUUGUCGUGUCCACACGCGGCAUCUGGCCAACCUCGCCUCAGGACAGCCUGCAAAGCAUCACCGAAGGCACAGCCCGUCCAGAUGAGUCAAGCACGAACACCGAACCAGUCGUCAUCAGCUUGAGCACUGCGGAUUCCGAUCGCCUUGGACACCUUUCCUUCGCAGAUCCCACGCUCGACUUUAACGCGCGCCGCGAUAUCCCUGCCUCCUUCGCCACAUCGACCGGCGAUGGUAGUGGCAGCCCCGCCUCCGUGGCCACGGUGGGCAACGGGGAAUCAUUUUCCGUCAUUGGGCCAGGCCUCUUCCUCGCUGCGCACGCCGGCUUGGCAGACAUGGAGACGCACACGCUUGGCGACGUGGCUGCGUUCCCUUUCUCCACCCCGUCUUCCUCUGAUUGGCUGCCUUGUGAUGGUCGUGCCAUGAACAAGCUGAGCAAUUUGCAACUCUUCACGGUCAUUGGGGACGCAUUUGGCGCCAACUCGACCCACUUCCACCUUCCAAAUCUCAAUGGCCAGACCAUCUACGGCGCACGCACAGACGACAGCCCAAGUUUCGGCUCGCGUGUCUCUGGGAUGCCUGCGCUCGGCUGGGAUGAUGUUCCUGGCUUUUCCGGCAAUGCCCUUCCCAACACCAUUGCUCUCAAGACCUGUGGCACCGGACCAUCUUGCACAGAAUUGCUGAAUCCAACAACGAGCACGUUCUCCACGUCUAAUGCCGAUGCCAUUCUGAAUCACAUUCGGGUGGCCUCGGUGGCGUUCUACAUGUACGCGGCAGGCACGGCGCCAUCUCCGAGCCAGUGUGCCGAUGGCUUCUAUUCCGACGACGUGGAUCCCCUCUGCUCCAAGCGUGUGGAGGACAUUCUUGGCUUGGCAGUCGUUAAUCAGACGCUCACGCCCGCAUUCAGUCCAAAUGUGAGCGAGUAUACGGUGUAUUUGCCAUCCCUGCAAGAGAUUGUCACCAUCAACGUUCAAGCUCCAGACGGCUCCGGCGUGGAGGGCGAUGGUUUGGUUGUCCUACGUGGCGGGCCCCAAGGCGAAACAGAGCACACUGUUCGCGUGGUGGCUGGAGCAAACACAGAGUACACAUACUCCAUCACCUUUAUCCAGCCGUACAUUUGUGGCUCCGGAACGGUGAGCGCUGGGGAGCGGUCGCAACCCGUCGCAGUGGAACGAAGCACAAUCUCGGGCGACAUCGAGGAGUAUUCCAAGAACGCUGACUGCCCGCAAGGCACGAUUGGUUCGCUGACAGUCACGUGUUCGCCGACAUCCCCACAGUGGCGCGUCUCAACAGACACCUGCGCUGUUCCAGAUUGCGUUGGCGGCCGCGUGAAGAGCCGGCGCGUUCGUGUGAUGCUGCCGCCAGGAAACGUUGGCGACACAGCGUACGCAGACUGCCCUGCUGGCUAUCGAGGCCGGCUGUCGUUUGAGUGCCAGCAAGCUCACCAGCGCCGUGCUGCCUACCGCCGCACGAGUGGGCAAUGCAGAGGCUGUGCUGCGCAUCACCAGGACACCACGGGUGAUGCGUGCGAGGCCGCAUGCCAGCGCCAAUACAAUGCUCCCUCACGCUACACCCUCAUUGAUGCAAACCCAACAACGGGCUGCAAGGGGCGCUGUGAGUGUUUCCUUCUCCCUCCAUAGCACCUUUGAACUCUGUGUGUGUGUGUGUGUAUGUGUG
Molecule: messenger RNA, 2299 nt
Organism: Salpingoeca rosetta
Lineage: Eukaryota; Choanoflagellata; Craspedida; Salpingoecidae
Exons: 17
Coding region: 91-2262 (723 amino acids)
Source: RefSeq, a predicted model, not a curated record